This is a messenger RNA of Candidula unifasciata, 951 nucleotides long. The record is from the annotation of a GenBank genome assembly. NCBI's taxonomy places the organism in Eukaryota, Metazoa, Mollusca, Gastropoda, Stylommatophora, Geomitridae.
AUGGGAACUGACGGUGAGCAGCCGUUUACGUUGACCUAUAGUGGACAAAGUGAUGGUCUCACAGGCAGUGAGCAAGGCCAGAUAGAACUGCUUCCGGUGGAAAUCCUAACAGAGGUUCGACGGGAAGAGGCGGUCACGCUGAUGGGCAAUGGCGUCAUCCAGCGAGAGACCUCCAAGGGAAAUUGCCUUCAGAAGGUAUUACAGCUUCGUUUCCUUCCCAUCCUCACAUUCGCCUGGAACUGUACAGCUUUUGUGACUUCUUACGCUAUAGCAGUCAGCAAGGGACAUGUAGAACCUGACUUCCCCUACAUAAGCCAUACAGCGGUGGAGGUGCCAGAGCGGGGCAUUUUCAGCCAAAUGGUUAAUUUAGGAGCCCUCAUGUUUGCAGCCAACAUGUACAUCAAAUACCUUCAGGUCAAGGCUGUCAUCCUGACCACAACGUCUGAUCGUCCUCGUGACAGACGUCUUAAUAUUGCAUCCCUGGUUGUCGGCUUCACUUCAGCUGUGGGGAUGACUGUAGUGGCAAACUUCCAGACUCGGGUGAUGCGUGAAGCCCACUACACAGGUGCCUUCUUGGCUUUCACGGGCGGCAUGAUCUACUGCUGGCUGCAGACGUCGCUGUCACUCAUCCACAGACCCUGGUCGAAGAUAACUGUCUUCCAGAUCACCAACAGCAUUUUACUGACAAUUUUUCUCUUCAUGUUUGGCAUUAGUAAAAUUGUGUUCAAGAAUAUGGAAGCAGCUGGCCACGGAACAAAACAUGACACUUUGCGAGAUGUUUACCUUGUGUCUACGAGUACAGAGUGGCUGACAGCCAUAUUUACUAUAACGUACGUGUUGACAUACUACAGGGACUUUUCCUUCAUACGCUUCAAUUUCCCCAGUGUACACAUUAGGAAUGAACAGAAUCCUAGUUCAAGUUCAGGACACACUGGUAGAGUUGACGUAUAA